Messenger RNA from Melanaphis sacchari, 1843 nucleotides. RefSeq names its product AP-1 complex subunit mu-1 (gene AP-1mu). Gene Ontology annotation, molecular function: clathrin-cargo adaptor activity. Gene Ontology annotation, cellular component: clathrin adaptor complex; clathrin-coated vesicle. The coding region runs from base 266 to 1534 and encodes 422 amino acids. Lineage: Eukaryota; Metazoa; Arthropoda; Insecta; Hemiptera; Aphididae. Gene Ontology annotation, biological process: intracellular protein transport; vesicle-mediated transport. The transcript has 2 exons. The record is from RefSeq and is a predicted model, not a curated record.
AGAUAAUAUAAUUAUUUUUAUUAUACUUAAAAAAUACAUUUUAAUAAUAUAAAUUAAUUAAAAUUUUAUUAUUUAACAUUUAUAAUUGGGUGUUAGUUGUGGCUGACAAAAGUGUCCAUCGUACAAUUCUAAAGUUAACGACCAACGUCUUUUUAGUCCAGUCAAGGUGUUGUAGUGUGCCGUGGAAACUGCGUUCUAUACGGGGACCGUGAGUCUAAUGAAGUGAUUCGACGGAGAGCAUUAAAUAAGUAAUCGUUACACGAAAAUGUCUGCGUCUGCUAUUUAUAUAUUAGACGUCAAGGGCAAGGUGUUGAUAUCCCGAAAUUAUCGGGGUGAUAUUGCGCCCAAUGUUAUUGAAAAGUUCAUGCCACUGCUGAUGGAAAAAGAAGAGGAGGGAUCAUUGACUCCCCUGUUACAGACCGAGGAGUGUACGUUCACAUACAUAAAAUGCAACAAUCUUUAUGUUGUGUCCACGACCAAGAAGAAUGCUAACAUCAUGCUGGUUUUUGUGUUUCUACAUAAGGUUGUGCGAAUCAUGAAUGAAUAUUUUAAAGAAAUUGAAGAAGAGAGUAUACGUGACAACUUUGUAGUUAUAUAUGAACUUUUGGAUGAACUGCUUGACUUUGGGUAUCCACAAACUACCGACAGCAAAAUCCUACAAGAGUACAUUACCCAAGAUGGUCACAAAUUAGAAAUACAACCUAGAAUCCCUAUGGCGGUAACUAAUGCUGUGUCUUGGCGCUCAGAAGGGCUCAAGUAUAGAAAAAACGAAGUAUUUUUAGAUGUUAUCGAAUCAGUAAAUUUGUUAGCUAGUGCUAAUGGAAAUGUACUUAGAAGUGAAAUAGUAGGUUCAAUCAAAAUGAGAGUUUACUUGUCUGGAAUGCCAGAACUACGUUUAGGGCUUAAUGACAAGGUAUUAUUUGAAAGCACUGGACGUGGCAAAUCAAAAUCUGUAGAACUUGAAGAUGUUAAAUUCCAUCAAUGUGUUCGUCUAUCACGAUUUGAAAACGAUAGAACUAUAUCGUUUAUUCCUCCAGAUGGAGAAUUUGAUUUGAUGACAUACAGGUUAAGUACACACAUCAAGCCUUUGAUUUGGAUUGAAAGUGUUAUUGAAAGACAUGCUCAUAGUCGGGUUGAAUACAUAGUUAAGGCAAAAUCACAGUUUAAGCGUCGAUCUACUGCCAAUAAUGUAGAAGUAGUUAUCCAAGUCCCCAUGGAUGCUGAUUCUCCUAAAUUCAAAACUACUGUAGGUUCAGUCAAGUAUAUGCCAGAGCAAAAUUCAUUAGUAUGGUCGAUAAAGUCUUUCCCAGGUGGUAGAGAAUAUUUAAUGAGAGCACAUUUUGGUCUACCAAGUGUUGAAAAUGAAGAAACUGAAGGUAGGCCUCCUAUACAGGUGAGGUUUGAAAUACCAUAUUUCACAACAUCAGGCAUUCAAGUCAGGUACUUGAAAAUUAUUGAGAAGAGUGGUUAUCAAGCAUUACCUUGGGUACGAUAUAUUACCCAAAAUGGAGACUACCAGUUAAGAACCAACUAAAACACUGAGUUUGUAUAAUUAUUAAUUAUUAUUAUAGUUGAAUAUAUGAUAUUUAUUACAUUAUUAUCUUUUACUUCAAAAAUGAGGUAGCAAAUAACAUUACUUUUAAUUAAAAAAACUUUCCUUUUUUUUAAAAUUGUUGAUCCGUCCUAUGCAUUGUAUUUUUAAUUUAACCUGUCAUUACAUAAAUAUUACUAAACUAAAAAUGACUGCUGUAGGUGUUAACUGUUUGUUGAUUUUAUUGUAAAAACAAUAUCAUCCUAUAUUUUAAUAAAUUGUAAAUAUUUCAUAAAAAAAAUUAUAACAGAA